GCCUCGGUGGGCGGGGCCAUGAAGGAGGGGAGGCGUUGCCCCGCAGAGGGCCCGCACGGGCUCAGCCUUUAAGGGCCACCAGUGGGGACGGCCGCUGAGCGUGCUAGGAGGCCGUUGCUUUCCCCAGGGGCUCUCUUCCAGGCUCGGUCCGGUGUCGGCAUGGCCCGAGGAAAUCAGCGAGAACUUGCCCGCCAGAAAAACAUGAAGAAAUCCCAGGAAAUUAGCAAGGGAAAAAGAAAAGAGGAUAGGUUGACCACCUCUCAGAGAAAGCAGAGGGACUCUGAGAUAAUGCAACAAAAGCAGAAGGCAGCUAAUGAGAAGAAGUCUAUGCAGACGAGAGAAAAAUGAUGACUAUUUGGAAAAACCUGGGUGUUAUUGCCAACUAGGUGUAUCAUAAGCUCUAAGGUCAAAAAUUUUGUGGAGCAAACAGUCAUAUGUUAUACCCUUAUAAAACUAUUUUAAACUUUACCUUUCAGCCUGACUUAGUGUAAUGUUUCAGAACCAUUCUUCAAAGAAUAAAACCAUAACCAUUCAUGUGA
Molecule: messenger RNA, 539 nt
Organism: Leptonychotes weddellii (Weddell seal)
Lineage: Eukaryota; Metazoa; Chordata; Mammalia; Carnivora; Phocidae
Source: RefSeq, a predicted model, not a curated record